AUGUCAAAAGGGAACCUCGUAGGUAUGGUAACCUUAGACCUGCAAAAGGCCUUCGAUACUGUCAACCACAAUAUAUUAUGUAAGAAACUUCAAGCUAUAGGUAUAGGUUCUGUAGACUGGUUUAAGUCCUACCUUAGCAACAGGAGACAAAUAGUCAAAAUCAACAAAACGGAAUCAGAACCCCUGCCGAUAACAUGUGGAGUUCCCCAAGGUAGUAUUCUGGGUCCCUUACUAUUCUUAUGUUAUGUCAAUGAUAUGCCUAUCAGUGUCAAGUGCAAACUCCUACUGUAUGCAGAUGACAGUGCUCUGUUAGUGACAGGUAAAGACCCACAAGAUAUUGCUAAUGUUUUAACACUGGAACUGGAGUCCUGCAGCAAAUGCAGGAUGUUAAGGUGUGUAGUGAUGGUGAUGAUGGUGGUAGCUGCCAACACUGCAGAAGACGGUGAAGGGGACACUACACCCAGUUCCUCUCGCUCGUCCACUUUUGUUCACUCUUCCCUUUCCUUCUCUCCUCCGCCCUAUCUACCUUCCACUGCUGCUCCUUCCUCUCUCUCCUCUACCUCUCCACCCUCCUCUUCUUCCUCUACUGAUGGUUCUGGAGACUCGCUGGUGUGGACACAACUUGGAUGGGUGACCGGGGUGCAGGAGACAUCCACCAAGGGCAGGAACUUCUACUCCUACUACAGCAUUCCCUACGCCAAACCUCCGCUGGGAAAACUUCGUUUUAAGGAUCCAGUAGAGGGUGAUCCGUGGAAGGGGGUGAGAGUGGGAAGCAGGGAGCCUCCGCCAUGCCUCCAGAUCCCAUUUCAUAAUAUAACAUCAGGUGACACUCAACUGAUCGGCCAGGAGGACUGUCUGUACCUCAAUGUUUUUACGGGUAAACCGAACCGGACAGAGGCGGGAUUGCCAGUACUCGUGUUUAUCCACGGUGGAGCCUACUUCGCUGACAGCACCACACACUACCCUCCUCAUGUCCUGCUUAACGAAGACAUCGUCCUGGUCACUCUGCAGUAUAGACUGGGCAUUCUUGGCUUCCUCUCCACCGAGGACGAGGUGAUGCCUGGGAACCAGGGGCUGAAGGACCAGGCACUGGCCCUCCGCUGGGUUAAGACCAACGUGCGUCAGUUUGGAGGUGACCCUGAGAAGAUCACUAUCUUCGGGGAGAGUGCUGGAGGUGGCUGUGUCCACUUUCAAAUACUCUCUCCCAAGACUGACGGACUGUUCGCUCGAGCAAUCCUUCAGUCUGGCUCGGCUAUAUGUCCAAGGUCAUUAGGAGACGCUCACAAAGAUGUUGCUUACCACACUGCUGCUGUGGUAGGAUGUCAUCAGUGGGAUUCCUACGAGUUGUUGCAGUGUCUGCAGGAGGCCAGGGCGGAGGAGCUGAUCUUGACUCUGCCCAAGUACUUUCAAUGGCGUUACCUCCCGCUGCUGUUGGGGCCGCGAGUGGACGGGGAUUUCCUUCCUGAUGACCCAGAGGUGUUGGCAAGAGAUGGUCGUCACAAGAAAGUAGACAUCAUAUCAGGGAUCAUGUCCCACGAUGGAGGCUCUUUCGUUAACGGUAUGUAUGACCGAGAGGAAGUGCGCAAGUCCCUGCAGGAGAGGUUCUCCGUACUGGGCCCAGUGGCUAUGAGCUUCAAAUGUACCGACGUGAACCCACUCCUGCUGACCCUGAGAAUCUUUGACCGCUACCUGGGAGGUAUGAACCUGGACCAGGCCGACCCUGAUGAUGUCAUGAAGAUGUUUACUGACCGACACUUUGCUGUUUGUCACGACCUGACCGCCAUACUUCACUCUCGAAACUCUAUUGAUCCUCUAGCACAUACCUCUAGCCACCAGCCCAACCACCAGCCCUGCCACCAGACCAGUCACCAGCCCAGCCACCAGACCAGCCACCAGCCCAGCUACCAGUCCAACCACCAGCCCAGCCACCAGCCCUGCCACCAGGCCAGCCACCAGGCCAACCACCAGGCCAGCCACCAGGCCAACCACCAGGCCAGCCACCAGACCAGCCACCAGCCCAGCCACCAGGCCAGCCACCAGGCCAACCACCAGGCCAACCACCAGGCCAGCCACCAGACCAGCCACCAGACCAGCCACCAGGCCAGCCACCAGGCCAACCACCAGGCCAGCCACCAGACCAGCCACCAGCCCAGCCACCAGUUCAACCACCAGCCCAGCCACCAGCCCAAAACAUACACCUUUGAACUCCAGUAUCGAGGAGAGCGUUCCUUCACUGAUAGGCAUAACUUAACCUUCGGAAAACACUGGGUGACUCAUUCAGACGACCUAAUCUACCUCUUCAACUCAGAAGAGUUUGAGCUCACUCGCCCUGCCGACCUCGCCCUCAGGGACCUCUUCACUAAGCUCUGGACCAACUUUGCCGAUACUGGGAACCCAACGCCAGACUCCUCCUUGGGUUUCAUCUGGGAACCUACCAGAGAAGCUCACCUGCAGCACCUGGUCCUGUCUCCUUCCCCUUUCAUGCAGAACGACACCAGACAUCAGGAGAGGGAGUUUUUGAUGUCACUUCCCACACGUCAGUACCGUCUACUGCUGGGAAAGGACAACCCCCAUUUAGACCAGCUGGUCUGUACACACACUCAGGAAGAACCAGCAACACACUCAACAACAAGCGCUGCCAACACACUCCAUCCCAUGAAGCUCUGGUAAAGGGACAAGUGAAGAAUCACAAAUGGUGUGAUGAAGCAAUAAAGCCUGAACUUAUAAAAGAGUUAGAACAUAUGCAGAUGUAAUUUAAAGUCAUUAGUACCUAUUAUUGUAAGCUGAUUCUCUCUCUUUAAUGUUAAUGUAAAUAACUCAGUUUACCUUAUUCCUAGUAUAUCUCCUUUUACUGUAACUGAUUUUCACACAGUGAGUUACUUACCUGUUUUAAUUUUAAAGGUUUAAAUAAUAAGAUACUAAAAGGCCCCCAGUGGAAAUAGCCACUUUGUCUUUUUUUUAGGGUUAUCCUAGGUAAUUUACACUAUGUAUAAUAACUUUACUUAUGUGAACCCGUGCCUAAAUAAACUUAAUAGUACAGUCAUAACUGGGCUUACAUAUACGAAACUAAAGACUUUCGAGUAUUUAUGACUUUCUGUUCUCUUUACUUUCUGUAUAAAUAGCCUAAAGUCUGAAUGUAGCAUGUUCGUGUAUGAGGUCAGACAAAUUAUUGACAAAAAGAUUAAAGUUAGAUUUUUGUGGUUUAUCUCUCACAUUUGACACCGGGUCCAGGAGUACAGUCAAGUCGAGCCAUUGGCUAAACUAGUAAUAAACAAAGAUAAUUAUAAUUUUGGUUUCUCAAACAAAUUUGAAAAAUAUUGUUAAAAAAGAACUAGCAGCUGAGGUUCAAGAAAGUAGAUCAGAUAAGAACUAGCAGCUGAGGUUCAAGAAAGUAGAGCAGAUAAGAACUAGCAGCUGAGGUUCAAGAAAGUAGAGCAGGUAAGAACUAGCAGCUGAGGUUCAAGAAAGUAGAGCAGAUAAGAACUAGCAGCUGAGGUUCAAGAAAGUAGAGCAGAUAAGAACUAGCAGCUGAGGUUCAAGAAAGUAGAGCAGAUAAGAACUAGCAGCUGAGGUUCAAGAAAGUAGAGCAGAUAAGAACUAGCAGCUGAGGUUCAAGAAAUAGAGCAGAUAAGAACUAGCAGCUGAGGUUCAAGAAAGUAGAGCAGAUAAGAACUAGCAGCUGAGGUUCAAGAAAGUAGAGCAGAUAAGAACUAGCAGCUGAGGUUCAAGAAAGUAGAGCAGAUAAGAACUAGCAGCUGAGGUUCAAGAAAGUAGAGCAGAUAAGAACUAGCAGAUCCACUGUCCAUCAUAUUGAAAUGUGCCAAGUAAAUUUAUUAUUAUAAUCAUGGGCUGUAUGACCCUUGUAGGUUUAGCUCUUCUUUCUUAUUAUAAUAAUUACUAUAAUCAUAACUAAACCCUAAACUCACAAGAGUAUGUAUUGUUAUGUAUAACUUAAGCUAUACUAACUUAAAUUAUAUUCCAGAUCUAGCAUUAAAUAUUAGGCCUUAUUAGUUAGACCGGAAUACAUUUGCAUAACUGUAUCUGUAUUAUAAUGUGAUUAAACUCAAUAUUUAAUAAUAUCGAAUGUAUAACUUCUAUAUUUGUAUGACUCUUUAGAAAUAAAUAAUUUAAAUUUUAA
Cherax quadricarinatus is the source of this 4138-nucleotide messenger RNA. Its product is annotated as carboxylic ester hydrolase. The record is from RefSeq and is a predicted model, not a curated record. NCBI's taxonomy places the organism in Eukaryota, Metazoa, Arthropoda, Malacostraca, Decapoda, Parastacidae. Gene Ontology annotation, molecular function: serine hydrolase activity.